Messenger RNA from Mustela erminea (ermine), 4959 nucleotides. It is a transcript of the gene ANKFY1, whose product is annotated as ankyrin repeat and FYVE domain containing 1. The record is from RefSeq and is a predicted model, not a curated record. Gene Ontology annotation, molecular function: metal ion binding; small GTPase binding. Gene Ontology annotation, cellular component: nucleus; endosome membrane; cytoplasm. Gene Ontology annotation, biological process: retrograde transport, endosome to Golgi; Golgi to lysosome transport. Lineage: Eukaryota; Metazoa; Chordata; Mammalia; Carnivora; Mustelidae. The transcript has 25 exons. Bases 80 to 3589 code for a protein of 1169 amino acids.
CGAGACCCGCGGCCGCCCGCGCGCGCCGCCCAGUGAGCGCCGCGCAGUUCUCGCGAGGCUGCGGCAGGGCCGGCCCGACAUGGCGGAAGAGGAGGUGGCCAAGCUGGAGAAGCACUUGAUGCUUCUCCGACAGGAGUAUGUGAAGCUACAGAAGACGCUGGCGGAGACGGAGAAGAGAUGCGCACUUCUGGCUGCACAAGCAGACAAGGAGAGCAGCAGUGAGUCCUUCAUCAGCCGCCUGCUGGCGAUCGUGGCCGGCCUCUAUGAGCAGGAGCAGUACAGUGAUCUGAAGAUAAAGGUUGGGGACAGGCACAUCCGUGCUCACAAGUUUGUGCUGGCGGCCCGCAGCGACAGCUGGAGUCUGGCUACUUUGUCUUCCACCGAGGAGCUGGACCUGUCAGAUGCCGACCCUGAGGUGACGAGGGCAAUGCUGCGCUGGGUGUACACGGACGAGCUGGAGUUCCGGGAAGACGACGCGUUCCUGACGGAGCUGAUGAAGCUGGCGAACCGGUUUCAGCUGCAGCUCCUCAGGGAGAGAUGUGAGAAGAGCGUCAUGUCUCUGGUGAACGUCAGGAACUGUAUCCGCUUCUAUCAGACUGCGGAGGAGCUGGGUGCCGGCACGCUGAUGAACUAUUGUGCGGAAAUUAUCGCCAGCCACUGGGAUGACCUGCGGAAGGAGGACUUCAGUAGCAUGGGCGCCCAGCUGCUGUACAAGAUGAUCAAGUCCAAGACCGAGUACCCAUUGCACAAGGCAAUCAGAGUAGAGAGAGAGGAUGUGGUCUUCCUGUAUCUGAUCGAGACGGACUCACAGCUCCCUGGAAAGCUGAACGAAGUGGACCAUAACGGAGACCUGGCUCUGGAUCUCGCCCUGUCACGACGACUGGAGAGUAUCGCCACCACGCUGGUUAGCCACAAGGCUGACGUGGACAUGCUCGACAGGAACGGCUGGAGCUUGUUGCAUAAAGGAAUCCAGAGGGGAGAUCUCUUUGCUGCCACCUUCCUCAUUAAGAAUGGGGCCCUUGUCAAUGCUGCUACAUUGGGUGCCCAGGAGACACCGUUGCACCUUGUGGCAUCGUGCAGUGCAAAGAAGCACUCGGCAGCUAUGAUGACUGAGAUGGCCCAGAUCGCAGAGGCCCUUCUGCAGGCCGGCGCCAACCCCAACAUGCAGGACAGCAAGGGCAGGACGCCCCUGCACGUGUGCAUCACGGCCAGGAAUGAGCACGUCUUCAGCCAGCUGCUGCAGUGCGAGCGGCUGGAUCUGGAGCUGAAGGACCAUGAGGGCAGCACCGCCCUGUGGCUCGCCGUGCAGUACGUCACCAUGUCCCCCGACCACUCCGUGAACCCCUUUGAAGACCUCCCGGUGGUGAACGGGACCUCCUUUGACGAAAACAGCUUCGCAGCCCGACUCAUCCAGCGCGGCAGCAACACCAACGCCCCAGACACGGUCACAGGGAAUUGCUUACUGCAGCGGGCGGCUGAAGCAGGGAACGAGGCAGCGGCUCUCUUCCUGGCGACCAGUGGCGCCCAGGCCAACCACAGGAACAAGUGGGGAGAAACCCCGUUGCACACAGCCUGCCGCCGCGGCCUGGCCGGCCUCACUGCAGAGCUGCUGCAGCAGGGCGCCAACCCGAACCUGCAGACUCAGGAAGCCCCGCCGCCACCGAGGGAGGCUGCGUCCGCCAGCAGCCCCACGCACAGCGUCUACCUGCAGACCCCGCUGCACAUGGCCAUCGCCUAUAAUCACCCCGACGUGGUAUCUGUCAUCCUGGAGCAGAAAGCUAAUGCUCUUCAUGCCACCAACAACUUGCAAAUCAUUCCGGACUUCAGCCUUAAGGACUCCCGAGACCAGACGGUGCUGGGCCUGGCAUUGUGGACGGGCAUGCACACGAUCGCGGCACAGCUGCUGGGCUCCGGGGCCGGCAUCAACGACACCAUGGCGGACGGGCAGACCUUGCUGCACAUGGCCAUGCAGCGGCAGGACAGCAGGAGCGCGCUCUUCCUCUUGGAGCACCAGGCGGACAUAAACGUCAGGACUCAGGACGGGCAGACAGCCCUUCAGCUGGCCAUCAGAAACCAGCUUCCGCUCGUGGUGGACGCCAUCUGCACCCGGGGCGCGGACAUGUCCGUGCCGGAUGAAAAGGGGAACCCCCCGCUGUGGCUCGCCUUGGCAAACGGUCUGGAGGACAUUGCAUCCACCCUGGUCAGACACGGCUGCGAUGCCACGUGCUGGGGCCCGGGGCCCGGGGGCUGCCUGCAGACACUCCUGCACAGGGCCAUCGAUGAGAACAACGAGUCUACCGCCUGCUUCCUUAUUCGCAGCGGCUGUGAUGUGAACAGUCCCAGGCAGCCCGGUCCUAACGGAGAAGGGGAGGAGGAGGCCAGAGACGGGCAGACCCCCUUGCAUCUGGCAGCCUCCUGGGGGCUGGAGGAGACAGUACAGUGUCUUCUGGAAUUUGGUGCCAGUGUAAACACACAGGACGCGGAAGGGAGAGCGCCUGUGCACGUGGCCAUCAGCAACCAGCACAGCGUCAUCAUUCAGUUGCUGAUCUCCCACCCCGAUAUCCACUUGAACGUCCGCGACAGACAGGGGCUGACCCCUUUUGCCUGCGCCAUGACUUACAAGAAUAACCGGGCAGCGGAGGCCAUCCUCAAGCGGGAGUCCGGGGCUGCCGAGCAGGUGGAUAACAAGGGCCGGAAUUUUCUCCACGUGGCAGUUCAGAACUCUGAUAUCGAGAGCGUCCUAUUCCUGAUCAGCGUGCAGGCAAAUGUGAACUCCAGAGUCCAGGAUGCAUCCAAGCUAACCCCUUUGCACCUCGCCGUCCAAGCAGGCUCGGAGAUCAUCGUCCGCAACUUGCUUCUUGCAGGAGCCAGAGUGAAUGAGCUGACGAAGCAUCGCCAGACGGCCCUCCAUCUCGCUGCCCAGCAGGACCUGCCCACCAUCUGCUCCGUGCUCCUGGAGAAUGCAGUGGACUUUGCUGCUGUGGAUGAGAAUGGAAAUAACGCUCUGCAUCUCGCGGUCAUGCAUGGUCGGCUCAACAGCAUCCGGGUCCUCCUAACCGAGUGCACCGUGGACGCCGAAGCCUUCAACCUGCGCGGCCAGUCGCCCCUGCACAUCCUGGGACAGUACGGCAGAGAGAAUGCAGCGACCAUCUUCGAGCUGUUCCUGGAGUGCAUGCCUGAGUACCCUCUGGAUAAGCCGGAUGCAGAAGGGAACACGGUGCUGCUCUUGGCGUACAUGAAAGGGAAUGCCAACUUGUGCCGCGCCGUCGUCCGCUCUGGGGCUCGCCUUGGGGUCAACAAUAACCAGGGAGUCAACAUUUUCAACUACCAGGUCGCCACAAAGCAGCUUCUGUUCAGACUGUUAGACAUGCUGUCCAAGGAGCCUCCAUGGUGCGAUGGGUCCACCUGUUACGAAUGUGCUGCCAAGUUUGGAGUCACGACUCGCAAGCAUCACUGCCGCCACUGCGGACGCCUUCUUUGCCAUAAAUGCUCGACCAAGGAGAUUCCUAUUAUAAAGUUUGAUCUGAACAAGCCCGUGAGGGUUUGCAACAUUUGCUUUGAUGUACUGACUCUGGGGGGGGUCUCUUAGGGAUCCCCCAGGCCACAUCCCGGUCGCCUCGCCGGCAGCUGCUCUGUUCAAGAGCCUGACCCACCCAGAGCAGGGGCUGGCCGUCCCGUCUUGCUGCGGAACAGACUGAACGAUGAAGGACCCUGGGGGGGAUUGACCCCAUUACAAGGAUUCCAUUGGGUUGUCCGUGUGUCCGACUGUGAUCGAGGUCACUGGACGACUUGGUGGACCAAGCUGUGUCGUCUCAGCACCACCUGUGACAAGAGUUGGACCCCAUUCUGCUUGCAACAUACUGGGACACUCGGAAAACCCCUCCCCUCCCGGUAGCUUAGUGUCCGUGUGGAACAAUCCCGUGAUCUUCCUGCACCAGCAGCCGGGCGGGCGGGACCCCGCGGUGGGGCGGCUGGUGGCUGGCCGCCCCAUGCGCGCUGCCUUUGCUCUGGGUAAGUGGCAGCGCAGUGUUUCCUCAAAGAUUAUAGGAUCCUCUUGCCCCAAGGCUUGUUUUUUAAACCUAAGCUGAUGUUUUUAGUGAGCUGCCCCUUUAAAAAAAAAGGUGAAAUUUUCUAAACAGGGUUCAGAGAUGAGAGCUGAAAAAUCGUGGCCUUAACAACUGAAAGCUUUACCUGGGUUCAGGAGCGCAGAGUCUGGUUCUCUCGUCUGGCUGCGUGCCGUGCGUGGAGGCCUCGCUCUGCCAUCGGGGCACGCUGGCGGAGACGCACUGUGUGCUGCGCGUGGUGUCGAGCCACGCUCCGGGGGGUUCGAUGUCCGCACCUGUACUCGGAGCCCGCCUUGCACGUGCACGCACUAGUGACUCUGACGAUUGGCCCUGAUGGGGCCAUGGUGCGCACGGGGCUGCCGGGCCCAGCGAUGGGGUGUUGGGGGGGGAUUGUGUGGCCUCCGGCCGGCAGGCACAGGGGCCCACGUUUCCCAGAAGCCUGCAAGCGGGUGCAAGCAGGUUUGGAACACGCUGGCUCAUCCGUGGAAUGAGGCCCCCGAGCUUUGGGGGCCUUCAUCGCUGCUAGUGCGUGUUGCUAACCCUGUGGCGCUGAAAAGCUCCUUUUGAAGGUUUGGCCAGUUUUUAAAAAAUGCACAUUUAGAGAGACUUCUACCACUGCUUUAAAGAAAGAAACUCUGAGAUGAGCACGUGUGCCCAUGAAUUACUCUCAGAGCUUAGCAGUGUCAGUCGUAACGCCGACGUUUCAGACUGUGAGCAACCACUACGUUGUUUUUGCGCUAAUGAAGUGUGGGUGUACGUGUAAAGGGACUAAAUAUCUCAGCAACAGCCUGCUUUUCUUGCUUUGUUUUUUGGACGGUGGUCUGUCGUCUCUGUUGCUGUAGAUUUAUACAGUCUGUUGCCUAAAUGUGUGUAUAAAACAAGCUGAUAAGCUGGA